AUGACUAUGAAAUUACGUGUUAUUACACUAAAUAUUUGGGGUGUACAUUAUGUGGCAAAACUUAUUGACAAGCGUAUCCAAGCUUUAAUUAAUCAUUUAAUUAGUCCUGAAGGAAGUUAUGAUAUUGUUGGAUUACAAGAAGUAUGGAGUAAAACAGAUUAUCUUUAUAUACGUGAUCAAAUUAAAAUUAUUUAUCCGUAUAGUUAUUACUUUUUAAGUGGUCUUAUUGGUUCAGGUUGUUGUAUGUUUACAAAAUAUCCAAUUAUUGGUGUUUAUGAGCAUCGAUAUACUUUGAAUGGCUUUCCACAUAAAAUUCAACAUGGUGAUUAUUUUGCUGGUAAAUUAAUUUGUCUAUGUAAAAUUUUAAUAAAUAAUCAUGUAGUAAAUGUAUAUAAUACACAUUUACAUGCUAAUUAUCAUCAUGUUAUACCAAAAGAUAUUUAUUUGGGACAUCGAAUAUGUCAAGCUUAUGAAUUAAUUCAAUUUAUUGAAAGUACAUCAUCAGCGGAUACAACACAUUUAACAAUUCUUUUAGGAGAUUUAAAUCUGACAACAGAUGAUUUAGGUUUUCAACUUAUUCGAGGUAUUCUUCAAUUGAAUGAUUCGUUUCUUCAACGCAUUAAUAAAGAUAUAUUUGAUCCAACUGUUGGUAAUAAUGGUUUAACAUGUGAUUUACUUGAUAAUCCAUAUGUUGUUCCAUAUCAACAACAAGGUCAAGGUGAACGUAUUGAUUAUAUACUUUAUCGAGCACGAAAUGAUAAUGUUAAAUGUCUUGAAGCUUAUCCAACAUUACAUAAAGUUCCGAAUGAUCCAAAUAAUCUUUAUUAUUCGGAUCAUUUAGCUGUUUAUGCUUUAUUUGAAAUUGAUGAAAAAGCUCCAGAAAAAAUAAUCAAACCACUUGAAGAUGUUGAAAUAGCUAAUGAAGAGACAGGAGAAAAACUUCAUUCGGCUUGUAUUAUUGUUGAAGAAUCAAUUCAACGUAUACAACGUGAACGAAUAUUUUGUGCACUUUGCGUAUUUAUUCUUAUUUUUAUUUUAUUUUCAUUUAAUGGAAAUCCAUUAUCAAAUAGUCAUUUAUAUACAAUGUUUACAAUUUUUAAAAAUCUUAUUUGUAUUAUUGGUAUAGCAAUAUGUAUGUGGUUUAUCUGUUUUGGUAAACCUGUCGAACGAAAUGCUUUAAGUUCAAUACAAAAUGCAAUGCGUUUACGUUUACGAUUAGCACAUUUUUCAUAUUAA
Messenger RNA from Rotaria sp. Silwood1, 1236 nucleotides. NCBI's taxonomy places the organism in Eukaryota, Metazoa, Rotifera, Eurotatoria, Philodinida, Philodinidae. The record is from the annotation of a GenBank genome assembly.